Molecule: messenger RNA, 2948 nt
Organism: Manacus vitellinus (golden-collared manakin)
Lineage: Eukaryota; Metazoa; Chordata; Aves; Passeriformes; Pipridae
Product: signal transducer and activator of transcription 5B
Exons: 18
Coding region: 395-2758 (787 amino acids)
Biological process (GO): regulation of transcription by RNA polymerase II; defense response; response to peptide hormone
Molecular function (GO): RNA polymerase II cis-regulatory region sequence-specific DNA binding; DNA-binding transcription factor activity, RNA polymerase II-specific
Source: RefSeq, a predicted model, not a curated record
UCACCCUGGAUUUCUGGCCAGCCCUCCCUCCCCUCAGCCCCGUUUCCUCAUUUGCGUGGCCAGCGAUGGCUGCGAUCCCGUGGCACAGUGAGGGGAAAUGAGAACCAUGUGGAGAGGCCGCGCAAAGGCGCGUCCCUGGCCCCGGGCACCCCCAGGGUUCUUCCUAGAAAAGAGGGGGUGACUCAGAGCCAGGGUCCCCUGCCCCCACACACCCCUUCUUUCAGCCACUGGAGACGGCGCUGGCAGCACCAGAGACUCCAGGGGCUCCUGCAAAGGAGAACGCGGAAGCUCCUGCAAAGGGUGUGGGGACAGCUGGGGCUGGACUCGGCACAGCACAGCGCCUGCCUGUCUGCCACGGGUGCCCUGACAGCCCAUCUCCUGCAGGUGCUGAGCCAUGGCGGUGUGGAUCCAGGCCCAGCAGCUCCAGGGCGAAGCCCUGCGGCAGAUGCAGGCACUCUAUGGGCAGCACUUCCCCAUCGAGGUGCGGCACUACCUGUCACAGUGGAUCGAGAGCCAGGCAUGGGACUCCAUCGACCUCGACAACCCCCAGGAGAAUGUGAAGGCAACACAGCUGCUGGAGGGGCUGAUCCAGGAGUUGCAGAAGAAGGCAGACCACCAAGUGGGUGAGGAUGGCUUCCUGCUGAAGAUCAAGCUGGGGCACUACGCCACACAGCUGCAGAACACAUAUGACCGGUGCCCCAUGGAGCUGGUGCGCUGCAUCCGGCACAUCCUCUACCACGAGCAGCGGCUGGUGCGGGAGGCCAACAAUAGCCCGUCACCUGCUGGCUCCCUGGUGGAUGCCAUGUCCCAGAAGCACCUGCAGAUCAACCAGACCUUCGAGGAGCUGCGGCUCAUCACACAGGACUCGGAGAACGAGCUCAAAAAGCUGCAGCAGACACAGGAGUACUUCAUCAUCCAGUACCAGGAGAACAUGCGCCUUCAAGCCCAGUUCUCCCAGCUUUCUCAGCUGGGCCCCCAGGAGCGCAUGUCACGGGAGACGACGCUGCAGCAGAAGAAGGCGUCGCUGGAGGCCUGGCUGCACCGGGAGGCCCAGACACUACAGCAGUACCGUGUGGACCUGGCUGAGAAGCACCAGAAGACGCUGCAGCUGCUGCGCAAGCAGCAAACAACCAUCCUGGAUGAUGAGCUGAUCCAGUGGAAGCGUCGGCAGCAGCUGGCAGGGAACGGGGGCCCACCCGAGGGCACCCUGGACGUGCUGCAGACGUGGUGUGAGAAGCUGGCGGAGAUCAUCUGGCAGAACCGGCAGCAGAUCCGCCGGGCUGAGCACCUGUGCCAGCAGCUGCCAAUCCCAGGCCCAGUGGAGGAGAUGCUGUCAGAGCUGAACGGCACCAUCACCGACAUCAUCUCUGCCCUGGUCACCAGCACCUUCAUCAUCGAGAAGCAGCCCCCCCAGGUGUUGAAGACACAGACCAAGUUCGCAGCCACCGUGCGGCUCCUGGUGGGGGGGAAGCUGAACGUGCACAUGAACCCCCCCCAGGUAAAGGCCACCAUCAUCAGUGAGCAGCAAGCCAAGGCCCUGCUGAAGAACGAGAGCACCCGCAAUGAGAGCAGUGGGGAGAUCCUUAACAACUGCUGCGUGAUGGAGUAUCACCAGGCCACUGGAACACUCAGUGCCCACUUUCGCAACAUGUCCCUGAAGCGAAUCAAGCGCUCGGAUCGCCGUGGGGCCGAGUCAGUGACGGAAGAGAAGUUCACCAUCCUCUUCGAGUCGCAGUUCAGUGUUGGUGGCAAUGAGCUGGUCUUCCAGGUGAAGACGCUGUCCCUGCCUGUGGUAGUGAUCGUGCACGGGAGCCAGGACAACAAUGCCACGGCCACUGUGCUCUGGGACAAUGCCUUUGCCGAGCCCGGCCGCGUGCCCUUCGCCGUGCCCGACAAGGUGCAGUGGCCGCAGCUCUGCGAGGCGCUCAACAUGAAGUUCAAGGCGGAGGUGCAGAGCAGCCGUGGGCUGACCAAGGAGAACCUGGUGUUCCUGGCACAGAAGCUGUUCAACAGCACCAGCUCCCACCUGGAGGACUACAGCAGCACCACGGUGUCCUGGUCCCAGUUCAACCGGGAAAACCUGCCUGGGAGGAAUUACACCUUCUGGCAGUGGUUUGACGGGGUCAUGGAGGUGCUGAAGAAGCAUCUGAAGCCGCACUGGAAUGACGGGGCCAUCCUGGGCUUCGUCAACAAGCAGCAGGCACACGACCUGCUCAUCAACAAGCCCGACGGGACUUUCCUCCUGCGCUUCAGCGACUCAGAGAUUGGUGGCAUCACCAUCGCCUGGAAGUUUGAUUCCUCUGAGAGGAUGUUCUGGAACCUGAUGCCUUUCACCACCAGGGACUUCUCCAUCCGCUCCCUGGCCGACCGCCUUGGGGACCUCAGUUACCUUAUUUACGUGUUCCCCGACCGGCCCAAGGAUGAGGUGUUCUCCAAGUACUACACGCCGGUUCUCUGUGAGUCCACGCCAGCUAAAGCCGUGGAUGGAUACGUGAAGCCACAGAUCAAGCAAGUGGUGCCAGAGUUUGUCAAUCCAUCAAGCGAUUCUGCCCCUGGAGGGGCCACCUACAUGGACCAGGCGCCCUCGCCUGCCGUCUGCUCCCAGCCCCAUUACAACAUGUACACCCAGAACCCCGACCCCGUGCUGGACCCUGAGGGUGAUUUCGACCUGGAUGACACGAUGGAUGUGGCGAGGCACGUGGAGGAGCUGCUGCGGCGCCCCGUGGACAGUCAGUGGAUCCCUCACGCCCAGUCGUGACGGGCAGGCACCUGGUCCCUCGCCACUGGCCCUGGCGCUGCGGGGACUGUGCUGUGUUUGUGUCUCUGUGCUGGGGGGGCGGCGGGUGGGCUCUGCCCCCAGGAUUUGCUCCGUGCUGCCCUGAAACACAGGCUGGCGUCCGGCUCUUUGGUGUUUAUGCCCUUGUAUAAACGGCAGCGGAUUUGUCGCA